UCCCGCUCAGGUUUGACAUGGCGGAGGUUCCGUCAGAUACCAUUGGCAGGGUCCGUCACACCAAGCCGGCCCACGACAUCAAUGCCACGUCCCCCCCGCUCUCCUCUCUCACACCAGAGGACGUCGCUUGCCUGCUGGGUGAGGAGGAGGGGAGUGGAGCAUCGCCAGACUUGGAUCUUGCGGGACGUGCUGCCGUGGUGGCAGCACGGAGACUGACCGCCGCUCCGCAGCCUCCGUUCGCCAUGGCAACGGUUGCUGAUAUGACCGCCGGUCAGGGCAGUGAGGCGGAGGUAGCAGCAGCAGAGCGGAUGCUGGGACAGGACAGCGGGGAUGCUGGAGAGGGCGGGGUUGACGGGGAGUGUGGCUCGUUAGCCACUCUCACCACUGAGCCCCUGGUUAAACCUCCGCUACCCAUCGCUAUCGACGGGUUCAUCCCAAACUCGACGAUAAGAGAUCUCCUCGGCUUUAAGAAGCCGCCGGCGCCCCCUACACUCGCUGCUACACAGUGGAAGCCGAAACAGCUACGCAGCGUGAAGAAGAGAAAGAAGGUGAAGAAGAGCGAGCGGCUGCCACAAGAGGGCGCUGAUGGGGAGCAUGUCAGCAGUGGCGCCAGCAGCAGCAUCGAGUCGGAGGGUGAUCCAGCUGACGUCAUCAUGUGGGCGUCGAGCAGUGAGGAUGAGAUAGAGGAAGAUGAUGUAGACGAGUGCGCAGUCUCCGGACCACCGACAGAGGAUGGAAAGCCGAUAGGAUUCAAAAUUCGGAAGGUGAACAUCAGGCGGGUGUUGUACGAUCCCAGCUGGCCAACGCAGCCUGAGGAUGAAGGCGCGAUACAGCCACAGCAACAGGAGUCCAUUUCCGGAGAUGCUGCAGAGAAAUUGAGCUCUGACCUGCUACUGGCGGAGGAAGCUGGGGAUGGAAUCUUGGACACAGAUGUAGACGAUGGCAUCCCUCUGUUGCUGAAGGAGAUAGCAUUGGAGAGCUGGUUCCCUAAAGAGCUAGAGCUGACGGUGUCCUGGGUGGUCAAAGCCUUCCUCCAGAUCAUGGAUUUCGUCGGGGUUGGCCCACACAAGCACCUGUGCAACUACAUCGUCAGACUUCACACAGAGCUAGAGCUCACGCCGUCUGAGCUUGAUUCUCUCAUCGACCACCUGAUGGCGCAGCUGACGCACAAGCAGGCGCGCAUCCGGUGCAACGCGGUGCGCACGCUGGGACAGCUGGGCAUGGCACGCAGCGACGUUCUCGCAGGUAUCAUGCCGAUGCUCGUAGACGCACAGGUUGACGUAAGGGAGGAGGCGACGAGUACGUUCGUCUGUCUUACCGGAGUCAGCAGCAAGUCUGAGCUGAUCAACUAUUUUGGAAAGAUCGGCGUGAUGAAGCCCUAUGUGAACACAGAGGAGGAGGUUCUGUCUGCACUGGCAAACAAGUUGCAGCAUCAGAGGUCGCCUGAAGGUCAUCCCAGCUUCCCCCAUGACUCUGCUCUGCCGAGCAUCCUCUGGUCGAGCACGGAAGAUGCUGCGUUGCCGUCGGCAACCCCCGACACAUUCACUCCCUGGAUCCUCAACGACUGGGUCAUGAAACACUUCGCCCCUACCAGCGGCCAGGCUGCUUCCCACCAGCAGAUGGCGCAACCUGCACAGAGGGCCCGCCAGCAGAGGGUGAGAGGUGGGAGGAAUGCUGCGGAAACAGGUGUGGGGAGAUCAUCAGCAAGGAGUGGGAUUAGCAGAGGUGUCGGCAGAAAGAGCGAAUUUCCUACUAUCUCCGACUCUUCUGUGCUGCGUAAACCACAACUCGCACGACAAGCGCCACCUAGUAGAGAGAAAUCGAACAAGGUUCCACACAGACCAGCUCGCGUUGCACAGAAAAAGACCCGUGUAGGGCGACAGACGCCGUCUGGCAGAAAGGACUUAUCUAACAUUGAUGGAGGAGGUAUUUUGGAGGAAGUGACGGACGAUCACUAUAAGGGAGAACCAGCAGAGCGUGGUGGGUCUGGUCUCAUGCCUCUGCCGCAGCUGCCCACACGCACGCACGACUGGGAGAACGAUCACACGUCGACACGCGACAGGACGCGUCUCCUGCCAACAAAUAAACGACUCUACAGGAUGUUUGAGUCUCAGUUGGAAUCCAGCACAACUGUCAAAAUCCGUGCAGCCGAAGCCCUGCUGAAACCUGCGCAGCAGCCAGGCGGCACAUCCGAGCCAACCUCCACUCUGCACAGCCUCUCAGACAUGCUGAGGGACUCCGGGUACGCUAGCGGAUUCCUCGGAAGCCAGCAGUGGGCUUCGUCUGACGCAGGCAAGGAUUCCUCAGUAGGUCGCGCCACUGCAGCAGAUGCGGCGCCAGGGGCGGGACAAGAGAACGUUAUCUCCGGCGAGAUGUGGAGACCGCGUUUGAAGCUGCCGCAACUCGUGGAGUCGCUGGUAGAGGGCGCCACGCUGAAAACUUUCGGUCGUCAAGACGCGGCCGCUCAAAUAGGGAGAGAUGGAGGGGAGGGGGAAGGAAAAGAAAGAGGAGAAGGGCAGGAUGGAGCAAUGCUCUCCCAGAAGAGAAGGUCACAAGGAGAACAGUCAGAGAAAGGAGGACAAUCAGGGGUGUCGGGACGGUCCACGAAUGUGGACAAGCACAAUUCACACAAAGGAAGGAUGCAGAAGAUACAUGGAGGAAUGGGACAGGACACGAAUGAAGAAAGGGGACGGGAGAGGCGUGGAGGUAGGGGACAGGACACGAAUGAAGAAAGGAGACGGGAGAAGCGUGGAGGUAGGGGACAGGACACGAAUGAAGAAAGGAGACGGGAGAGGCGUGGUGGAGGUAGGGGACCGGACACGAAUGAGAAGAUGGCAGACGGGAGAAGCGUGGAGGACAUAAUUUAA
Molecule: messenger RNA, 2867 nt
Organism: Priapulus caudatus
Lineage: Eukaryota; Metazoa; Priapulida; Priapulimorpha; Priapulimorphida; Priapulidae
Exons: 15
Coding region: 18-2867 (949 amino acids)
Source: RefSeq, a predicted model, not a curated record